AUGCAGCCUCCUGAAGGAGCGCAAGUCGACCUGGGCAAGGCCCAGGUCAUCGACCGUGUCCCUAAAGUGAUCAAGGAGUUGAAAUUCGGUGUUCUGACAAACGAUGAUAUCGUCGGACAAGCCGUGGUCGAAGUCUCGGAUCGCAAGUUCUUCGACCUUGAAAAUGACCGAACGGUCGUAGCGCAUGGUCCUUUGGACGCGCGCAUGGGAAUUUCGAACAAAACCGGAACCUGUCAGACUUGCGGAGGUGGGCUGCACAUUUGUAACGGCCACUUUGGCCAUGUCAGGCUGGUUCUUCCUGCUUUCCAUGUUGGUUACUUCAAGCGCGUCAUCGGAAUCUUGCAAGAAAUCUGCAAAGAAUGUUCGCACAUCCUACUCCCAGAGGCGGAGCGCCGAGCCUUCCUUCGGGAAAUGCGCCGACCGGGAUUGGAUAACUUGCGGCGGAUGCAAAUCGCCAAACGGAUCAACGAGCGAUGCAGGAAGACCCGACACUGUGGGAUUUGCGGCACGGAGAACGGUGUGGUGAAAAAGACUGGCUCUAGCGCGCUCAAAAUCACCCACGACAAAUUCCGCGCCUACAAUGCCUCGACCUCGGCCAAGAAGCACCCGCCUCCCAGCAAGGUCGUUUUCGAUGCGUCCUUUGAGGAAGUGAGAAGAUCAAAUGGCGAGGUAGAGAAACACUACAAGAAGGCACAGGAUGACAUGAACCCUUUGCGUGUCCUGAAGCUGUUCAAGCGGGUUUCAGACACGGAUUGUGAGCUUUUGGGCCUGAAUCCACAAGAGGCACGACCGGAGAUGUUCCUCUGGCAGUUCAUCCCUGCCCCACCCGUGUGUAUUCGGCCUUCCGUGGGCCAGGAUUCCGCAUCGACGGAGGACGACUUGACUGCAAAGUUAGGUGAUAUCGUCCAGAGCAACCUCAACCUCAAAAACGCUUUGCUGAAGGGCGUGCCGGUACAGACCAUCAUGGAAUGCUGGGACUACAUGCAGCUCCAGAUUGCAGUCUACAUCAACAGUGAUGUGCCGGGUCUCAACAAAGCUGACCUGGGAAAGCCCAUUCGAGGAUUUGUUCAGCGGCUGAAGGGAAAGCAAGGUCGAUUCCGUGGUAACCUUUCGGGAAAACGUGUUGACUUCUCUGGUCGUACGGUGAUUUCGCCCGACCCGAACCUGCGUGUGGACGAGGUUGCCGUCCCUGAACUGGUGGCAAAGAACAUGACCUACCCAGAGACCGUGACCCGGUACAACAAGGCAAAGCUGCAACAGCGUGUGUGUAAUGGCAUGAGGAAAUGGCCUGGUGCGAACUACAUCGUCAAGAAAGGUUCCGCCUACAAGACCUACUUGAAAUUCGGCAACCUCAAAUACAUGGCCGACGAGCUGCAAGAGGGAGAUGUGGUCGAGCGUCAUAUUGAAGACGGGGAUAUUGUACUCUUCAAUCGCCAGCCCUCUCUCCACAAACUUAGUAUUCUCUCUCACUUUGCUAAAGUUCGACCGCACCGAACAUUCCGCCUGAAUGAAUGUGUCUGCAAUCCUUACAACGCCGAUUUCGACGGAGAUGAGAUGAAUUUGCACGUCCCCCAAACGGAGGAGGCUAGAGCUGAGGCGAUGGAACUGAUGGGCGUGAAGAACAACUUGGCGACCCCGAAGAACGGCGAACCUAUAAUUUCUGCCAUUCAGGAUUUCAUCAGUGCCGCUUACUUGCUCAGCAGCAAAGACAACUUUUUUGAUCGCGCCUCUUUCGCGCAGAUUUGCCUUUAUAUGCUGGGCCCGGGAACUCGAUUUGACCUCCCGCCGCCGUCGGUUCUCAAGCCACAGAUGCUCUGGACUGGCAAACAGGUUUUCAAUGUCCUUAUGCAUCCAAACAAGGAUGACCCUGUUCUUGUGAACCUGGAUGCGGCUUGUCGUGAGUUCAAACAACCCAAGGAUGGCCGGCCGAAGGACUUGGACCCCAACGAUGCUUGGCUGGUCAUCCGUAACUCGGAGGUCAUGUGCGGCGUUAUGGAUAAAUCCACGAUUGGUUCUGGAAAGAAGGACAACGUGUUUUACAUCAUGCUGAGAGAUUUCGGCCCUGCCGCCGCUGCGGAGGGUAUGAACCGGCUUUCGAAAUUGUCGGCGCGGUGGUUCACCAACAUCGGUUUCUCGAUCGGUAUCGGAGACGUGUACCCCAGUGAGAAGCUUACAAAGUCGAAGAACGACCUUGUCGAGACCGCGUAUGCUCAGUGUGACGAGGUCAUCGCCAAAUACAAAUCCAACACUCUCGAAAAAUACCCUGGCUGUGAUGAACUGCAGACCAUGGAGAACCAAAUCUCCGGUAUUCUCAGCAAGGUUCGUCAGCAAGCCGGUGAUGAGUGUAUUGAACAGCUCAGCAAGUACAACUCGCCUUUGAUCAUGGCCACUUCUGGAUCGAAGGGUUCCAGUAUCAACGUGUCCCAGAUGGUUGCGCUUGUCGGUCAACAAAUUAUUGGUGGACAACGUGUGCAGGAUGGCUUCCAAGAUCGGACCCUGCCCCAUUUCCCGAAGAACGCGCGCCAGCCUCCUUCAAAGGGAUUUGUGCGGAACAGUUUCUUCUCGGGCCUUGAGCCCACCGAGUUCAUUUUCCACGCCAUGUCUGGUCGUGAAGGUCUGGUUGAUACAGCUGUCAAGACUGCUGAGACCGGUUACAUGUCUCGUCGACUGAUGAAAUCCCUGGAAGAUCUAUCUACUCGAUACGAUGACACCGUCCGGAAUUCCUCGGCUGCCAUUGUGCAAUUCCAAUACGGUGAUGAUAAACUGGACCCCGUGGAUAUGGAAGGCAAAGCCAAGCCUGUCCACUUUGACCGAACUUUCAUCCAUUCCGAGUCUACUACGUACAACAAUGAUGAGCGCAGCUUGUUGCCAUCUGAAAUCAUGGAUGUUUGCGAGGAAAUGCUCUCAACGGAACGAGCAAAGUUGUUCCGCAAAGACUUACUGGGCAAAGAUCUUGACUAUGCGGACCGAAGCGACCACGGUAUCGAUCAAUUUGAGAGUGCCCGUGACUUCCUUGACUCGAUUGAACAAUAUGUCCAAACCAAAGCCGAAAAGUUGAUCUCUCGUGGUGGAGAUAUCGACCCCUCCGACAAGAGAAGCCGGAAGGGCUUAGAUCACACAGGCAAGCUGACGGAGACGACCUUGCGGGCAUUUAUCACGGCAUGUCUAUUGAAAUACAAGAGAGCCCAGGUCGAGCCUGGCCACGCUGUUGGCGCUGUCGGCGCACAGUCCAUUGGUGAACCAGGAACGCAAAUGACGCUGAAAACCUUCCACUUUGCUGGUGUCGCUGGUAUGAGUAUCACUCAGGGCGUUCCUCGUAUCAAGGAAAUCAUCAACGCCUCGAAGACGAUCAGUACUCCUGUCAUUUCCUGUGAACUGGACAACAAGGCUAGCAUCCACGCUGCCCGCAUCACCAAGGGACGAAUCGAGAAGACGUAUCUGCGUGACAUCAUCUCCAAGCUUUCCGAUGAUUGGACUCCAGACGGCCAGGCAUUCCUUACCGUUAGGAUCAACCAGACUACCAUUGAUGCGUUGCAACUCGAGCUCAAGACGAGCCAGAUCCUUGCAGCUAUCAAGAAUCACAAGCGAUUCAAGGCUGAUGAUCUCAAGUUCUCGUAUGCCGACAACAAAAUCAUGAUCUACGUCGAUAUGGAUCCAUCCAGCAAGUCAUCCCUGUCAAAGACAGAGAUUGCAGCUACGAGCGUCGAUCCCUUCUUGCGACUGAAGCACCUGAGACGUCUCCUGCCCAACAUCCAGGUCUGGGGCCACCCGGAUGCCAACCGUGCUAUCAUUCGCACCGACGAGACCUCAACCCAGCACACGCUGCUGGUGGAGGGCUACGGACUUCGGGCGUGCAUGACCACCCCCGGUGUGAACGGUCUGCACACCACAACCAACAAUGUUAUGGAAGCGCGCGACGUGCUCGGUAUUGAGGCUGCGCGGACUACGAUUAUCAAGGAAAUCAGCGAGGUCAUGAAGGACAUGGACAUCGACCCCCGGCACAUGCAACUUCUGGCAGACGUGAUGACAUAUAAGGGCGAAGUUCUGGGAAUUACUCGGUUCGGUUUGGCCAAGAUGCGUGACUCGGUGCUUCAGUUGGCUUCCUUCGAGAAGACGGCCGACCACCUCUUCGACGCCGGUGGUGCAGGUCGCACUGAUUUGAUCGAGGGUGUGUCUGAAUGUAUCAUCAUGGGCAAGACGGUGGGAUUGGGCACGGGCGCUAUGGAAGUCGUGCGGAAGCUGAACUUCUACGAGGGCCAGAUUGGGCCCCGGAAGACUGUAUUUGAAGAUGCUUGGACUGAACUGUGUGAGGCGCCCACUGCGAAGAGAGGCAAGAGAAAGGUUCAGUGA
This is a messenger RNA of Penicillium lagena, 4350 nucleotides long. RefSeq names its product DNA-directed RNA polymerase III core subunit RPO31. Lineage: Eukaryota; Fungi; Ascomycota; Eurotiomycetes; Eurotiales; Aspergillaceae. The record is from RefSeq and is a predicted model, not a curated record. Gene Ontology annotation, biological process: DNA-templated transcription. Gene Ontology annotation, molecular function: DNA binding; DNA-directed RNA polymerase activity. The transcript is spliced from 2 exons. Bases 1 to 4350 code for a protein of 1449 amino acids.